This is a messenger RNA of Cucurbitaria berberidis CBS 394.84, 1424 nucleotides long. Its product is annotated as NAD(P)-binding protein. The record is from RefSeq and is a predicted model, not a curated record. The transcript has 5 exons. Gene Ontology annotation, molecular function: nucleotide binding. Lineage: Eukaryota; Fungi; Ascomycota; Dothideomycetes; Pleosporales; Cucurbitariaceae. The coding region runs from base 161 to 1327 and encodes 388 amino acids.
GCGGGGUAUUGGGCUGCGUAAACGUACCACUUGGGGUUACACGUGUACCUGCAACUAGAUACUUGCAGGCGUACCCUCCGAGGGAAACUAAUGUACAGAUGGCGUGCAUGCGCCCUUCAACGCUUUCCUCAACUUCAAUCGUACAUUCAAUUGACACUCCAUGAUGACUUCAAAUCUGUUUACUCUGCGGUGGGGCAUUCUAGCCACAGGAGGCAUAGCUAAUACAUUCACAAAGGACCUCCUCAUCGACCCCACAACCCGAGAUGCCGGCGAUAUCCGCCACGAAGUCGCAGCAGCCGCAUCCUCAACAUCGGCAGCACGUGCACAGGACUUCCUCAACGAGGUUGGCGCCCCUGGUUCCGCAAAAGCGUACGGUUCCUACCGCGAGCUUGUUGAGGCCAAAGGUGUAGAUAUCAUCUACAUAGCGACACCGCACAGCCACCACUACCAACACGCCCGCCUGGCACUAGAGGCAGGCAAACACGUACUACUAGAGAAGCCCAUCGCCGUCAAUGCCCAGCAAUGCAGGAUUCUCCGCGAUCUGGCCAAGGAGAGAGGGCGGUUCCUGAUGGAGGCUGUGUGGACGCGUUUCUUCCCUUUGUCGCGGGAGGUGGUCGAGUUUGUGCGUAGCGGGCAGUUGGGUCAUGUCAAGAGGGUAUUUGCAGAUUUCAGUUUCUGGAAUGAUGUCGAGAAGGAGUUUGGGAAUCAGCAUCGCAUGGUCAAUUUGGAUUUGGCGGGGGGUGCGCUACUAGAUUUGGGCAUAUACUCUCUAACUUGGCUUUUCAUGGCCUUGUAUCAUGUCCAGCCGAAGGAGACGCAGGUCGCGCCGCACGUGAGCUCGGCGGUGACAAAGUACAAGCCCACAGGCGCGGACGAAACGACUACGGUGUUGUUGUUGUUCCCGGGAACGGGGGCACAAGGUAUAGCUACAACCAGCAUACAGGUCGCAACUACUCCCAACCCCGAUCUUCCUGCCCCUGAUGCGAUCCGUAUACAAGGUACGUUUGGGGACUUGACGGUCAACUAUGCGCCGAGACCAAGGAGUUAUACUUUGACGCCGGCGGCGAGCCAGGCCCGAGGUACACUAGCUUCUUUCAAACACGAAACGAAAAGUUUCGAAAUUCCUGGUGGUGGGCAUGGCAUGUUCUGGGAGGCGGACGAGUGUGCGCGUUGUGUUCGAGACGGGCGGCUUGAAAGCGACGUGAUUCCGCUCGAAGAAACGGAAGCGUUGAUGAAGGUUAUGGAUGAGGUGAGGAGGCAGGCUGAUCUGGCUUAUCCGGAGAGCAUUGAAAAUUUGGAGUAUCCGCUUGAGGGGUUUGGGUUGUGAUGUCGGGGAUAGGAAGAUAGGUAGACGGGCGGUUAUAGAUGACACUGAAAGAUCAAAGAAGCGAAUUCAAAUCACACUUCUUAGUAGCAGAAGGCAC